Messenger RNA from Punctularia strigosozonata HHB-11173 SS5, 1299 nucleotides. Its product is annotated as magnesium transporter. Gene Ontology annotation, molecular function: magnesium ion transmembrane transporter activity. The record is from RefSeq and is a predicted model, not a curated record. The transcript is spliced from 6 exons. Gene Ontology annotation, cellular component: plasma membrane. Bases 1 to 1299 code for a protein of 432 amino acids. NCBI's taxonomy places the organism in Eukaryota, Fungi, Basidiomycota, Agaricomycetes, Corticiales, Punctulariaceae. Gene Ontology annotation, biological process: intracellular magnesium ion homeostasis; magnesium ion transmembrane transport.
AUGGGCGGCGGAACCGGUCACGACCGGCCGUAUCGGUUCUCGUUCUAUUCGAACACGAUGAGCGGGACGAUCCACUCGCGCAGUCUCGCAGAGCUGCCCGCGGAGGGACAAACCUUCGAGGAGCUGUUCACCGGCGUAGCCAAUGUUUCGCCUCCGUCCGUCGUAGCGGACGACAAGAGCGUGCAGCCUAGCAGCGUGCCCGACAGCAUCGCCUCGCGUGUACUGUCGCAGGGAGGUGCAGCUACGCACAGCAGGGCAGGAAGUGGCACGCCCAACUUUGCAGGUCGCUCAGCCGCGCCGACUCCCGUGCCGGGCUAUUCGCGCGCGAACGGGAGCAGCUCCAAGACGGCGGUGCUAGAUGUGGGCGAGACAAACACCUGGUGGCUCGACGUCACGGCACCGACCGAGGAAGAGAUGAAGAUGCUGAGUCAGGUGUUCUCGAUUCAUCCUCUCACGACUGAGGAUAUCAUGAUGGAGGAGACCCGAGAGAAAAUCGAGCUUUUCCGGAAUUACUACCUAGUCUGUUUCCGCUCAUUCGAUCAAGAUCCGUACAGCGCUACGUAUCUUGAUCCAUUAAACAUGUAUAUCAUUGUUUUCCGCGAAGGCAUCCUCUCGUUUCAUUCUCGUCCAACGCCACAUCCCCAGAAUGUUCGGCGGCGGAUAAAGCAGUUGAAGGACUACAUCAGCGUCACCUCCGAUUGGAUUUCUUAUGCCCUCAUCGACGAUAUCACGGAUGCGUUUGGGCCGCUCAUCCAAAGCAUCGAGUACGAGGUUGAUAGCAUUGAUGAACUCGUGCUCAUCCUCAGAGAUGCCGAACAGACUGAUAUGUUAAAGAGGAUGGGCACUACCCGGAAAAAGGUCAUGGGUCUUUUGCGCCUCAUGGGCAACAAGGCCGACGUGGUGAAGGGUCUCGCCAAGCGCUGCAACGAGAACUGGCGGGUUGCGCCAACAUCCGAUAUCGGACUCUACCUCUCCGACAUCCAAGAUCAUUUGAUUACUAUGACGCAAAAUUUGAAUCACUACGAGAAGAUACUGUCACGCUCACACUCGAACUACCUCGCGCAGAUCUCGAUCGAGAUGACUGAUGCGAACAACCAGAUCAACGACGUCCUGUCCAAGAUGACCGCACUGGGUACCGUGCUCAUUCCCAUGAAUCUCGUGACCGGUCUUUGGGGCAUGAACGUUCGCGUACCUGGUCAGGACGCUCCUGGGUACACUUGGUUCGCAUCGAUAUUAGCCGGUCUAUGCGUGUUCGCGGCGCUUGGCGGAUACAUCACCUUCCGUUUGAUGCGGCGAUAG